GGGGGGGGGGAGGUCCAAAUUUCUACCCCUAAACACUUCCACACUCCUUUCAGAUCCUGUUUCACAAAACUCAACCUAAUCGAAAUAUAAAUUUGAUAUUCGUAAUCGGUAGGUAAAACUGCAUAUAAAUGAUGUGCUGCUGAAGCUAUUUGAGAAAGAAUUGUUUUUCGAAUCCUGAGGAGACCCCAGAGGGAAAGUCUCGCUUGGAAAUAUUCCAAAACUCGGCCGUAGGAAACACUUCUAGUGGCUCCUUGAUACUUCUUAGAUAGAUAAAAGCGAAAACAAUCGUGGACAAAAAAAGAUGGCCUUAUUGCAACAUGUCCUUUUCACAUUUAAUUGUAAUAUGCUCGCUUAUGUAAAUAUUAGUGCAUAUUUUUUCAUCGUAACGACAGCACGUGUAGAGAAAAGUAAAAAAAAAAGAGAAUAUUGAAAGAAGGAAAUAGAUGCGACGAUAAGCACACUGAUGAAAAAAGCUACCUAUCUGAUGAAAAUGUCAUGCUUCGCUAAUUCACGUAAACAUGUUUAAGUGGGAAAAAACCAAGUAAUUAAAAUGUCAUGCUUCGCUGAUUCACGUAAACAUGCUUAAGUAGGAAAAAACCAAGUAAUUUUGUCAACGAUAAAUACGACGCCAAAUUGAUUACAAACACACAUAACAAACUCGCACUAUCCAGUAUUACUCAAUACCAUCCAACAGCAACAACACAAUCAUGCGACGAACAAUUCUAUCUGACUUUUGCAUGA
This is a messenger RNA of Rotaria sordida, 741 nucleotides long. The record is from the annotation of a GenBank genome assembly. NCBI's taxonomy places the organism in Eukaryota, Metazoa, Rotifera, Eurotatoria, Philodinida, Philodinidae.